Monodelphis domestica (gray short-tailed opossum) is the source of this 1470-nucleotide messenger RNA. RefSeq lists its product as uncharacterized. Gene Ontology annotation, cellular component: centrosome; cytoplasm; nuclear pore. Gene Ontology annotation, biological process: positive regulation of mitotic centrosome separation; nucleocytoplasmic transport. Gene Ontology annotation, molecular function: GTPase activator activity. The record is from RefSeq and is a predicted model, not a curated record. Lineage: Eukaryota; Metazoa; Chordata; Mammalia; Didelphimorphia; Didelphidae.
UUGCCAGGGUCAAGGGGCAGGUGGGGACAGUGGGGGAGGCAGGACUGACCUGAGGUAAAGCUCAGGGCAAGGAGGCGACAGAGCCACACAAGGAUGAAUCCAGCACCUUCCCCUUCGUCUACGUCUUCACCUACGCCUUCGCCUUCGUCUUCCCUUACACCUUCGUCUUCGCCUUCGCCUUCACCUUCUCUUCAUUUGGACCAGCCAUCACUGCAGCCUUUGCCUUCAUCUUCGUCUUCUCGUUCGCCUUCACAGCACUGGGACGAAGAAAUGCUGCUGCCUUUGCCUUCGUCUUCGCCUUCCUCUUCGCCUUCGCUUCUACCUAUGCCUUCGUCUUCGCCUUCCCCUUCGCCUUCGCUUCUACCUUUGCCUUCGUCUUCGACUUCCCGUUCAUCUUCACCUUCCGGUUCGCCUUCGCCUUCCCCUUCUCCCUCACGUCACUGGGACCAGCCAUUGAAGCUGCGGCGGCUGCUUCACCCCCUCACUCUCCACCCCGAUCUGCUGGAGGCUGCCGAAAAACCGUCACACGCUUCGAGCAUCGAAAGCUUGGAUAAUACCAACCAGUAUUCCCAAUUUGAGCCUGACCCCCAGUUUGAGCCUGACCCCCAGUUUGAGCCUGUCUCCCAGUUUGAGCCUGACCCCCAAUUUGAGCCUGACCCCCAGUUUGAACCUGACCCCCAGUUUGAGCCUGACCCCCAGUUUGAGCCUGACCCUCAGUUUGAGCCUGACCCCCAUUUUGAGCUUGACCCCCAAUUUGAGCCUGACACCCUGUUUGAGCCUGACACCCAGUUUGAGCCUAGCGACUCUCUGCCUGAUCAGGAGAUUAAGACCCUGGAGGAAGAUGAAGAAGAGCUCCUUAAGAUGCGAGCAAAGCUGUUCCGAUUUGCUUCUGAGAAUGACCUUCCAGAGUGGAAAGAGCGAGGGACAGGUGAUGUGAAGCUCCUGAGACACAGGGAGAAAGGGACAAUUCGCCUCCUCAUGAGACGGGACAAGACUCUGAAGAUUUGUGCGAAUCACUAUAUAACUCCGCUGAUGGAGCUGAAGCCCAAUGCAGGCAGUGACAGGGCUUGGGUUUGGAACACAUAUGCUGACUUUGCUGAUGAAAGUCCAAAGCCAGAGCUGCUGGCCAUCAGAUUCCUGAAUGUAGAAAAUGCCCAGGAGUUUAAGGCAAAAUUCGAAGAAUGCAAGAGGGAACUAAGGGAACUAAAAAAACAAGAGAAAAUCAGUGCUCGUUCUUGUAACACAGUGUGACUGAGACCGUGCUGGGCGAGUAGCAGAAAGGAAGAGAUCCAAGGAGACCCUUUGAAAAUGAGAUGUUAGUGACCAAGAAACUUUGCAUAUGAAAUGGAAUGUUCUGUUCCACUCUCAGCUUUGGAGACACUGGAAACAAGAAGUUGGUCUCAUGCCUCUGCAUCUGUCCAAACCAUCAUUUCUUAUCUGUUCCUUAUAACAAUAUCCCAAAAAAUUUAA